Molecule: messenger RNA, 2328 nt
Organism: Gryllus bimaculatus (two-spotted cricket)
Lineage: Eukaryota; Metazoa; Arthropoda; Insecta; Orthoptera; Gryllidae
Source: the annotation of a GenBank genome assembly
CUGGCGCAGUCGGGGUCGUGGGGCUGCUUCGACGAGUUCAACCGCAUCGAGCUGCCCGUGCUGUCCGUGGCCGCGCAGCAGAUCGCCAUCGUGCUCGCAGCCAAGAAGGAGCGCAAGACCAUGUUCAUCUUCACAGACGGCGACAACGUCUCGCUCAACCCGGAGUUCGGCCUGUUCAUCACCAUGAACCCGGGCUACGCGGGGCGCCAAGAGCUCCCUGAGAACUUGAAGGUCAACUUCCGCACCGUGGCCAUGAUGGUGCCCGACCGCAUGAUCAUCAUGCGAGUGAAGCUGGCCAGCUGCGGCUUCCUGGAGAACAUUCCUCUCUCGCGCAAGUUUUUCACGCUGUACAAGCUGUGCGAAGAACAGCUCAGCAAGCAGGUGCACUACGACUUUGGUCUGCGCAACAUCCUGUCCGUGCUGCGUACGCUGGGUGCGCAGAAAAGAGCGAAUCCCACCGAUUCGGAGGACACCACAGUGAUGCGAGUGCUGCGAGACAUGAACUUGUCCAAGCUGGUGGAUGAGGACGAACCCUUGUUUCUCUCACUGAUUGAGGACUUGUUCCCUGGCAUCAAGCUCACUACCUCCACGUACAAAGAACUGCAGCGCGGCAUCGCCAACGCCUGCGCCGAAUACGGUUACAUCAAUCAUCCCGGCUGGAAUCUGAAGGUAGUCCAGUUCUACGAAACAUCAUUGGUGCGGCACGGGCUGAUGGCGCUGGGGCCGACGGGCGCCGGCAAGACAUCGUGCAUCCACACGUUGAUGCGCGCCAUGACCGAGAUGGGGAAACCCCACAGUCACUAUUAUCCUUGCGUGAAACCCACGGAGAAUGUGUGGCUGGUGCUGGACGGGCCUGUGGACGCCGUCUGGAUCGAGAACUUGAAUUCCGUGCUUGACGACAACAAGACGUUGACGCUUGCCAAUGGUGAUCGCAUCACUAUGGCACCAAAUAGCAAACUGCUCUUUGAGCCGGACAACGUGGACAACGCGUCUCCGGCUACGGACGAAUUUUUGUUUGCUGAUAUGACGGAUAGCUGCAUUCUGCUGUCUUGGCAGGUGAGUCGUAUGGGCAUGGUGUUCAUCUCGGCUUCGUCGUUGCCCUGGCCACCCAUCUUGGAUGGCUGGCUCCUGACGAGGCCGGAUGCCGAAGGUGGAGUGAUGCGCAACCUAUUCCAUAAGAUCUACGGCGAUCUGCACGGCUUCGUUCAGGUCAAACUCAAAGCCAAAAUGAAAAUUCUUGAGAGCAUCUACAUACGUCAGGCGACGGACGUGAUGCAAGGACUGCUGCUGGACGGCACUGACGAGCACUCGGACCAGCACCUGGGGCGCCUUUUCCUCUUCACUCUCAUGUGGAGUCUGGGCGCAGUCCUCGAGUUAGAAGAUCGAGAUAAAAUGGAAGAGUUCGUCUUGGAGCACCCCUCCAAACUUGACUGGCCCAAAACCAGGCCUGGUGAGACAAUAUUUGAAUACAUGGUGGGGAGCAACGGCCAAUGGACUCAUUGGAACGAACAGGUUGAGGAGUAUAUCUAUCCAAGUGACACAGUGCCCGAUUACUCCAGCAUCUUGGUCCCCAACGUUGACAAUGUCCGCACAGGCUUCCUUAUCGACAACAUUGCCAAGCAGAGCAAGGCGGUAAGUUCAACGGAGCAGAAUUUAAAUUCACAGGUGCUGCUGAUCGGUGAGCAGGGCACGGCGAAGACAGUGAUGGUGAAGGGCUACACGUCCAAGUACAACCCCGAGGUGCAGAUUUUCAAGAGCUUUAACUUCUCGUCCGCGAGUACGCCCAACAUGUUCCAGCGUAUCAUCGAAAGUUACGUGGACAAGCGCGUAGGCACGACGUAUGGACCCCCCGGGAACCGUAAAAUGACCGUCUUUAUCGACGAUAUCAACAUGCCUGUCAUCAACGAGUGGGGAGAUCAGGUGACAAAUGAGAUAGUACGACAAUUGAUGGAGUAUGGUGGUUUCUAUUCUCUGGAUAAACCCGGCGACUAUUCCACCAUUGUUGACAUCCAGAUGCUGGCUGCCAUGAACCAUCCGGGAGGUGGACGAAACGACGUUCCGCCUCGACUCAAACGGCAGUUCAACAUCUUCAACUGCACGCUGCCCUCCAACGCGUCCAUGGACAAGAUCUUCUCUGUCAUCGCGGAGGGCUACUUCUGCUCGACGCGAUUCAAGCCGCAAAUCGUAGCGAUUGUCCCAAAGCUGAUUGUUUUGACGCGACGGAUGUGGCAGCUAACUAAAGCGAAGAUGUUGCCGACGCCAGCCAAGUUCCACUAUGUCUUCAACCUGCGCGAUUUGUCGCGCAUCUGGCAAGGCAUUCUGUACAUC